AUGUUUAAAGUGCUUUCUUCAUUAAGUAGAGCUGCUGUUGCUCUCCCUUCUAUCAGAAAUACAAUCAAUAUAAGCAAAAUGAUUGGCUUCUAAAGAUAAAUUAUGCUCAAUAAUAUUAAUUCUUUCUCCUUCAGUCAAACUGCAGCCGUAACCAACAAGAAAGGAAAUAUUAUCGGUAGUUAAUAAAUUCCAUUCGAUAGAUGGAGAAUAGUUAGGGGAGACAAAGUUGUUGUCAUUUCCGGUAAAGAUUAAGGUAAAACUGGUACUGUUAUUAGAGUCUACAGAAAGACUAAUAGAGUAUUAGUUGAAGGUAUCAAUGUUAAGCUGAAACGUGUUGCAGGUAAUGCCUAAGAUGAAAGUAAGGGAUCAAUUCAUAAGAAAAUUCACUCUAUCCAUGUUUCUAAGGUUUCAUUAAUUGACCCCGAAACUGGAAAGGCAACUAGAAUAAGAUUUGGUUAUCUUGAAGAUGGAAAAAAGAUUAGAAUUUCUACAAAAUCUGGAUCUAUUAUUGAAAAACCCUUUGAUCAUGGUUGGAAAAGAGAAAAUCGUAAUAAAAAUAAAGUAGAUGGAAUGCUUGAUACUCCUGCUGAAAAAGUUUUACAAGUUACUUACAAAGGAGAAGACUUUGAUACCAUUAAAAGAGAUUUUGAAAAGUACAUUCAAGAAAAAGAAAGAAAGGAAAAGCUCCUCGUUUUCAAGGAUUGA
Molecule: messenger RNA, 705 nt
Organism: Tetrahymena thermophila SB210
Lineage: Eukaryota; Ciliophora; Oligohymenophorea; Hymenostomatida; Tetrahymenidae
Product: 50S ribosomal protein L24
Exons: 1
Biological process (GO): translation
Cellular component (GO): mitochondrion; ribosome
Molecular function (GO): structural constituent of ribosome; RNA binding
Source: RefSeq, a predicted model, not a curated record